This is a messenger RNA of Suricata suricatta (meerkat), 2214 nucleotides long. RefSeq names its product galactosidase beta 1 like 3 (gene GLB1L3). Gene Ontology annotation, cellular component: vacuole. The transcript is spliced from 19 exons. NCBI's taxonomy places the organism in Eukaryota, Metazoa, Chordata, Mammalia, Carnivora, Herpestidae. The coding region runs from base 31 to 1905 and encodes 624 amino acids. The record is from RefSeq and is a predicted model, not a curated record. Gene Ontology annotation, molecular function: beta-galactosidase activity. Gene Ontology annotation, biological process: carbohydrate metabolic process.
GGCGGGACCUCGGAUCGCGGGCUGCGGGCGAUGGGCUCCCUGCAGCGCUCCAGCCUGUGUCUCUCCUGGAAAAGAAUCCUUUGCAUCAUUUUCCUGCCACCUGUCUUAUCAGGUUUUGCUCCUCCGGUGAAAGAUAAGGAGGAUUUUCUAUUUGCAAAUGCACAGCUACAACCAGCCCAGUACAGGUUUAAUUGGUCUUACCUGACCCCCCUCAACCUGAUGGACCGAUCUGUGGGACUUCAGACUGAAAGCAGAGUUGGAAGUAAGCCAUACUUCACCCUUGGAGGUCACAAGUUUCUGAUUUUCGGGGGCUCCAUCCACUAUUUCCGGGUGCCCAGGGAGUACUGGAGGGACCGCUUGCUGAAGCUGAAGGCCUGUGGCUUCAACACCCUUACCACCUAUGUUCCAUGGAACCUCCAUGAGCCCCAAAGAGGCAAAUUUGACUUCUCUGGCAACCUGGACCUGGACUGGUUGCUGCAAGACCCUAAGAUGGUAUUGAGAACAACCUACAAGGGCUUUGUUGAAGCAGUUAAUAACUAUUUUGACCACCUGAUUUCCAGAGUCGUUCCUCUCCAGUUUCGCAAGAGAGGCCCCAUCAUUGCAGUGCAGGUGGAAAAUGAAUAUGGUUCAUUUGCCAAGGAUAAAGAUUACAUGCCUUAUGUUCAGAAGGCCCUGCUGGAAAGAGGGAUUGUGGAACUGCUCAUGACCUCGGAUGAUGCAAAACAUGUGCUACAAGGCUACAUAGAAGGAGUUCUGGCCACCAUCAAUAUGAACACAUUUCAGAUGAAUGAUUUCAAGCAGCUUUCUCAGGUGCAGAGGAAUAAACCUAUUAUGGUCAUGGAAUUCUGGGUCGGCUGGUUUGACACAUGGGGAAGCGAACAUAUCGUUAAAGAUGCUGGAGAUGUUGAGGAUGCUGUGUCCAAAUUUAUCACAUCUGAAAUUUCUUUCAAUAUAUAUAUGUUCCAUGGUGGAACCAACUUUGGUUUCAUGAAUGGGGCCACAUAUUUUGGGAAACACAGAGGUGUUAUCACUAGUUAUGACUAUGAUGCUGUGCUGACAGAGGCUGGGGAUUACACAGAAAAAUAUUUUAAGCUUCGAAAACUCUUUGGAUCUGUUGUAGCAAUGCAUCUGCCCCCUAUACCCAAGCUCUCUUCCAAGGCUGAGUAUCCUGCUGUGAAACCAUCCCUUUACUUGCCACUGUGGGAUGUUCUACAGUACUUAAAUAAGCCUCUUAUAUCUCAUACACCAGUCAACAUGGAGAGCCUCCCUAUAAACAAUGGGAAUGGCCAGUCCUAUGGAUUCGUGCUUUAUGAGACUUCCAUCUGCUCUGGAGGUUUUCUCCAAGCUAAUGUUCAAGAUACAGCACAGGUGUUUUUGAAUGAGAAAAAUAUAGGACUUCUGAGUGAUAAUAUUAAGGAGUUGAACAUCCCUAAAAUAAUGGAAUGUCAACUUCUAAGGAUCCUGGUGGAGAAUCAAGGACGGGUCAGUUUUUCAUGGAAAAUUCAAGACCAGCGGAAAGGAUUAACUGGACCUGUCACCAUUGAUAACGUUCCCUUGAAUGGUUUCAUUAUCUACUCUCUGGAAAUGACAAUGAGCUUCUUUGAAAGGCUCCGCUCUGCCAGCUGGAGGAGGCCUGUCCCAAAGAGCUAUUCAGGCCCUGCCUUCUACCUUGGUACCUUGAAGGCUAACUCUUCACCCAAGGACACCUUCCUGAGACUACCUAACUGGAAUUAUGGAUUUGUGUUCAUCAAUGGACGUAACCUUGGGCGAUAUUCAAUUAUGGGACCUCAGGAAACACUUUACCUCCCAGGUGCCUGGCUUCAUCCAAAAAACAAUGAGAUCAUCUUGUUUGAGAAAACAAAGAGUGGUUCAUACAUCAAAACUAUAGGUGGCCCCAAGCUGUAAGACUGUGUUAUGGCAUAUUUCAUAGAUUGUUGGAACUCACCUACAAGUAGUUUUUUAAUAGGAAGAUUUAUGCUGAGAAAGUCAGUGUUGCCUACAAUAGCAGAAAUGUAAAAAGAACCUAAAAAAUCAACAGGGAAUUUGUUAUGAGUAUUAUGGUAUAUCCAUGGCAUGCCUAUUUUUAGGCUUUAACAAAUCUUCAAAGUCUUUAAUAACUGAUUUACCCAGUUAGAUGCCUAAUAUUUAGCAUAUACUUAUUCUCUAAUCAAAUGUGCCCUUAGGUAUAUGUGAAUAAAAUAAUCGCAAAUUUUA